Messenger RNA from Equus quagga, 4343 nucleotides. It is a transcript of the gene UBXN2A, whose product is annotated as UBX domain protein 2A. NCBI's taxonomy places the organism in Eukaryota, Metazoa, Chordata, Mammalia, Perissodactyla, Equidae. The record is from RefSeq and is a predicted model, not a curated record. Gene Ontology annotation, biological process: Golgi organization; nuclear membrane reassembly; proteasome-mediated ubiquitin-dependent protein catabolic process. The coding region runs from base 246 to 1022 and encodes 258 amino acids. Gene Ontology annotation, molecular function: ubiquitin binding. The transcript has 7 exons. Gene Ontology annotation, cellular component: cytosol; nucleus.
GCAGAGGCGGCGUGGGCGCGCGCUCGCCGCCCAGCCGCGGUGACCCACAGAGGCGAGCGGGGUUCCAGUGGCGCGGCCGCCGAGCUUGAGAGGGUCUGGGGUCGGCGGUGCUCUCGGGCGGAGGGGCUUCAGGUCAGCGGCGGCGCCGGCGCCCGCGGCCCCUGAGCGAAUUGAGGACGAGGCCGCGAGGCGACAGCGCGGCGCGGCCCCCUCCCGCGGCCGCGCCCGGAGUAAGGCAAAAAAGAAUGAAAGAAGUAGAUAAUCUUGAAAGUGUAAAAGAAGAAUGGGUUUGUGAAACAGGAUCUGACAGCCAACCACUUAGUGACAAUCGACAAACAAACUGUGAAUAUUUUGUUGACAGUCUUUUUGAGGAAGCUCAGAAGGUUGGUGCCAAAUGCUUGUCUCCCGCUGAACAGAAGAAACAGGUAGAUGUAAGUAUAAAAUUAUGGAAAAAUGGAUUCACAGUCAACGAUGAUUUCAGAAGUUAUUCUGAUGGUGCAAGUCAGCAGUUUCUGAACUCCAUCAAAAAAGGGGAAUUGCCUUUGGAAUUACAGGGAAUUUUUGAUAAAGAGGAAGUGGAUGUUAAAGUUGAAGAUAAAAAAAACGAAGUAUGUAUGUCAACGAAGCCUGUGUUCCAGCCCUUCUCAGGCCAGGGCCACAGACUGGGAAGUGCCACACCAAAAAUUGUAUCUAAAGCAAAGAGUUUUGAAGUUGAAAAUAAAAACAGUUUGUCUACUGUCCCACUAAACCACCUGGAACCCAUCACUAAUAUACAGAUCUGGUUAGCCAAUGGGAAAAGAAUUGUCCAGAAAUUUAAUAUUUCUCAUAGGAUAAGCCACAUCAAAGACUUCAUCGAAAAAUACCAAGGAUCGCAAAGAAGUCCUCCCUUUUCCCUGGCAACGGCUCUUCCUUUCCUCAGAUUGCUAGAUGAAACACUCACACUGGAGGAAGCGGACUUACAGAACGCUGUGAUCAUUCAGAGACUCCAAAAAACCGCGGAACCUUUUAGAGAACUUUCCUAACGUUGAUUUUUGAUACACUAAGUGGAAAGUUUGCAGAGAAAUGAUGGUUUUAAGUGGACAUGCAAACCAAAAUGGGGGAAAGGAAGAGUGAGAUUCACUGGACUUUUGGUUUGAGUGCUGUCUAACUCCCUCCUCAUGAGAAGAUUUUUAAAUGAGUACAAGUUAGGAAAGUCAACUAUGACUGGAAACCAUACUCAAUGCACUUUCUCCAAAAGGUUACUCAGAAAGAAAAAUAUACUUAUUUUUAAAUACCAAUUAUUCAACAUAAGAUAUAUUAAAUAGCUGUAUCAUUGAGAAUCUUAAUAUGAUAUAAACAAGCGAAUAUCUUCACAGCAUCAUUCAUUCGAACAUUGUUUCCAAACAGCAGUGAUUUAAUUAAAUAUUAGCUGUCUCAGAUUUUUAAAAUAGCAAUACCUUUAAAAAUUAUAUCUGGAAGGUUAAAUGCAUCAUUAUAGUCAUUUCAUACUUGAGAUACAAUCAAAAAGCUGAAGGAACUGCUUUCCCCACAGCUUUGCCUAAACCUCAGAGUGUUCUCAAUCUGUCUUCUCUAACGGCAAGAUAUACUCAAAUAGCAACUUGGCAGUAGUAUCUAUGAUGUAUUUUCACUUAACAAUAAAAUUGUGUAGCUUAGUAUAAUGUCACUGCUAAUCUGCCUACUCACCUUUCUACAUUUUCAAAAAGUGCAAUUUUUAAAAAAUUCUUUUCUCUCCAGGAAGCCCAGUUCCUCUCCUAUUUUAUUUUCUUUCAAAAAUUAGGUAUUUGUUCUAAGCUAACAUUUGGAGUAAGUCAUUCAUUCACUUGCCACCUCUCACUUAGAAUUUGAUGCUGUGUUGUCACAUUACUAAUUAAUAUUUUUAAAAUGUGUCAUGUAAAGUAUGGUUUUCUCUUCCAUACAUCAGAGCAACCUGUGUAUACAUUAAAGAUUAUUUAUCACAUUCUGAUGUGACCAAGGGAAACAUGCUUCAUAUCUUAAACUUUUAACUAAAACUGGUUAGGCUUCACUGUUUCGCUGUCCGAUUAAAUUCCCUUGCCUGAAAAUAAGUUUAAGAAGGUUUUUACAAAUGAUCUGUUGAAUCAAAUUUGAAGUGAAGUACACAUUGAGUGUGCCCAGGAACUAAGUGGCUGUGCCCGUCAGCAGUGGCGUUCGCCGGGCACUGGAUGUCUGCUGGGAAGAGCACUUCUCAAACUUUUGGUCUCAAAACUUUUUGUUUAUGUGGGUUAAAUAUGUUAUAUUAAAAAUAAAAAUUAAAAAGUUAUAAAAUAUUCAUUAAAAUAAUAAACACAUGUUAAUAUAAACAUUUUUAUGAAAAAUGUGUAUUUUCCAUACAAAAAGAUUUAGUGAGAAAAGUGGCAUUGUAUUCCUUUUUUUGCAAGCAUCUUUACUGUCUGACUUAAAGAAGACAGAUGGAACCUCCUAUCUGCUUCUACAUUCAAUCUGUUGCGGUAUCACAGAUCUUGUAGCCUCUGAUAAACGUCACUGUACAUUUAUCAGAAACUGGGGAAAAAAGCAAACAACGUGUUAGUAUGAUGAUGAAAAUAGUUUUGACCUUGUGGACCCCCUGAAAGAACCAUUCUUACAAAGCGGUGGUUCACAAUGAUCUCAAGCCUUCGUGUAGGAAUCGCUUAGAAAGCUUUUCAGAAUACCUGCCUGUCUGUGCCUGCCGCCCAGACGCAUCCUGAUUCAUUGUAUCUGGGAUGGCUCGCAGAUCUCUGCAUUUUGAACUUCCAGUGAUUCUUAGUUAUGUAGUAGAAGAACCAGUCUUUGGGAAAUGCUGUGCUAAGCUUCCACCCUAAGAAAAUGAAACCUACUUCCCCUUGGACAGUGAAAGAUUCCUCUGAAAUGGGGCUGCUAGACCCUUCAGUUUUGUCCUCGGCCCUCACUGUUUGUUCUUAGACUGUUCCCCUGUAACUCUGAACUAAGCAUGGCAUAAACCUAUGCUUAAUCUUUUCUAAGCACAGCUGAGAAGAGGCUGGAACGUUUAAAUGAGGCUUUUAUUAAAUGCUCAGGAAUAACAAAAGGGAAAUAACAGGGAACUAGAUGACCUGGCAGUGCUUCAUUUUCUAGCUCCCAGCCUUCCACAUCAUAGAGGCCUAUCUUUUUAUUAGGAAGAGAGGACAAAGGAGAGCCUUUUCCUUUUGUCAUUUACUCUCAGAAAUGAACAGAUACAUAAUAGAAAAUAUUGAUUGUCAGUAACAUUUAUAGCUGUGGCAGAGCCUUCUCUGGUGAAACAAAAAUAAUGGCAUUCUUAGAAAAAUGAGAGGAUGGUAAAAUCAGUGAACUUCUCUUUCGGAUAGAAGAUAGCAUGACAUGAUUGUUAAUAUAUUUUCAAGAAUCUGUAAGAAAAUCUUUCACAUAGGCCUACCAUGAAGGCUUUUAUACUUUUCAUUUGCAAAAUUAUACUCAAUAUGUGAUACUUCAUAUAUUUUGAUAAAGGGGUCUCUUGGAAAUAAUUUUCUUGUACCUAUGGAAAAGCCUCCUUUGUGAAUUUUCCAUUUUGUAAGUAUUUAACCGGUGGACACUUUGGAGGUUUUCUUGUGUGUACAUAUAGAAUACACCCCGAUAAGUUCCUAUAGAGAAAGAGCUGUCAUCAGCAAUAACCUUCGUUUUUGUAACUGAAAACUCAUUAAUGUGAAUAAUCUCAGAGGUUUUCUAAAAGGAGAAUCACCGGAUAAAGCUUUUUACCCGAAAGUUUAAAAUUGUAAAGUCAAUGUGUAGAAUACUCAAAACAUAUUGACUUUAGAAAACAUAAACUGAAUUUGGCAAGGGAAGGCAAACUGGAAAAUAAGCAUCUUAGGUGUGGAGUACAAUUUGACCUAAGUUAUUUCAAAAUUCAUUUAUCAGUUUCUUGAAAAUCAUUGUUAGGGCUGAUAUAUAGAAGUACAUUUCUAAUUUUACAGAUUUUAAUUUAUUCGUUAAAUUACUAUGCCUUAUCUGGGUUAUAAAAUGAUCUUAUUUAUUUUGUAUACUUCUCAUUCAGAAUAUUUUUUGUUACAUUUUAUUGUGUUGACAAUAAUGGUAUGUGUGCAUCUAUUUCAGUGCCUUAUAAGUAUUUCAAGAGCAAUCCUUUCCUAAGGGUUAAAGAACUGUUAUCUUAAGGAUGAAAUACUAGUCAUUAAAAGGAUCUGUGAAACAAUUUACACUUGUUUGUUAUAAAAUAGUUACAUAUGUAUGGAUGCUUUUGUCACUUUCAUUUGGCAAAGUCAUUCAGUUUGAGAAUCAAACAUUUAUUAGGUGCCUUCUGUUUGCCAGAUACUUUAACCAAUGUUACUUUCAUUUAAUACUCAGAAAUGUAAAAAUGUGAUUUUUUAAUACUAACUCAA